Molecule: messenger RNA, 1705 nt
Organism: Zophobas morio
Lineage: Eukaryota; Metazoa; Arthropoda; Insecta; Coleoptera; Tenebrionidae
Exons: 2
Coding region: 611-1705 (364 amino acids)
Source: RefSeq, a predicted model, not a curated record
CUUCAUUAUGGAAACAGUUGUGUUGAGAAUGAUUUCUCACUUGCGUCGUCUUACCACUUAAAAUUCCAAUAAUGCAAGCUUUAGAAAACGACCCUUAUUCGGCAAAAUUAAUUCCACUCAUGUAUGAUUUACUUAUCCUUAUUGAAAAGAAUAAAGUGAACCAUUUCAAAAAACGUUUAUCCGAAGCAUCAAUGUGGGAUAUAAGAAGAACCAAAUCUGGCCUAAAGUUAAUACUAGAAGCCAUAAAAUGGAAUAGGAAAGAAAUUUUUGACCAUUUGUUACACGAUUGCUACAGUUGUUGUAGCGAAGAUUUUAUAGUCGCAAACGAAUUUGGUAAGACAGCAAUAGAAGUUGCUUGGGAUCAGAAGAACAACAACACUCAAUACUACCUCUGUGAGUUAUUGAAAAGUAGCAGUUAUUUGGAGAAAGUAAUAAAAAACACCGUUUCCAAUUCUUCUGACUAUAUCGAUGAGGAACAUAUCACCAGCCUGUUAACUUAUGCCACCGACCUACCUGACAUAUUUGACAGGCAGUAGUCAAUUUCGAACUGCCAAAUUUUAUUCAGGAUGUGGUAUUUUUCCAUAAAUUUGAUGAAUAUUCAUCUCACCUUAUGCAAUUUAACGUUCUGUUAAAACUGGCAGAACAAAAUUCUUUUCUGUUCCAUAAAGCUUUUGAGUACGAGUUUAAGUUUUGUAUGGCCGUGACGGAUGCACCACAACACGAGAAACGUUAUUUCGGUGAUCUUUUGAUUAGUUUGCUCGGCCUAAAACACGAUUAUCUGGAAAUUCUGUUGGAAAGGUGUGCUCCUGAAAUAUGUCAGAUUUUCGAAAAAUGUGCCCUUCAUUAUAAAACUGCUUUUCUGAAAAGCGAUAGCAGUUGGUGUGGAUGUGGAUUAUCUACUGACUACGAGUACUUUGAGUUACCAGUGGAAUAUCAAUGUGAAAAAAUGUUCAGCAAAUGUUCAACAUUAGACAGACUAGUAUUAUUUUUAGAAAAAAAUGAGACGGUGAGUCAGUGUGUUAUUCGUUUCAUUGAUAUAUUAGACAGCGAAUACUUUUUUCGUUGUGUGGCUGAAAGUAACAACGAAUCCACCGCAACAGAAAUUUUUACCUAUCUCUUAAUGUAUGGUUUGAGAGUUAAAGCCAACCUUUUUAACGUUGUGUACAGAAAUUAUGGUUAUUGCGACCUCUUCAAACUGUGUCUGCAUAUGGACAUAGAGGAAGAACCACCGAAAAACUCACAAAGAGACUUAUUUUACGACGACGAUUUUAAUCUGGUAGAGAAUAUGUUUACCAAAAAUAUUCAGCUGAAAAAUUCACCGUUAAACUUCAUCUUAGAUGUUAAUUUUGAUGUGGAACAACUCCCAGAAAAAUUUAAAUCUUACAGUGAUAAACACGUUCAGCAUCUUCUUGAUUACUUUGCUCAUCCAAAAGUCUAUGAACUUAUUUCAAAACUUGAAAAAGAUAAAAGACUGUGGGACAACACUCUUAAAAAAGUAGAAUAUCAUCCACGAGUGCCUUUGCUCGUCGAAUUGAGUCGAAAUAUUUUUAGAAAAUAUCUUAUUGAAACAUUCCAAAUUCGAACUACGAAAAUGUUGUAUUCUCUUAUUAAUGGUCUACCUAUUACUUCUACCCAUAAGAAAAUGAUUACUUUUGAAAAAAAAAAUCUAUCAAUCUUAAAUAAAAUAAUAAGUACUACAUCAUGA